AGAGAGGCCGACAAUUAAAAGCUUCCUCCGGAGAGGCGGCGCCAGCCCGGGCGGGGCCUGGUCCCAGCCGCCGAGCGGCCGCAGCUGUGGCGCACCGCAGACCUGGGCGCCGCAGGGAGGUGUCCGGCCCUGCGCCCCGCGGAGGCGCUCCUCGCGCCGCCUGCAGCCGGGAGCCCGCAGAGCCCAGCCAGCCCGCCCGGGACCCCCAACCCUCACCCAGGCAGGUGCCGCCCCGGGGCAGGAAAAUCCACACCCGCCCUGGGGAGAGGGGCUUCCUGGAGGAAGGGGUGGAGCUGCGCCCGGGGCCCAGCCCAGCAGGGGCUCGGACUUGGCCUCCUGAGGACAGCAGCUGCCUCUGUGAGAGGGGCCCCCGCGUCCCUGCGCCCCAGCUCCCGGCCCCUCUGCAGGGGGGCCUCCGCUGCAGCCAGGCUCUGGGCAGGGCUGGAGCCCCGGGGAGCGCACAGCAGCUGUGCCCGGUGUGUUUCUUGGGGCUCAGGGCUGAUCCGCCGUGACCCCGACUGUGAGCUGUAUCGAAUGUCUGCACGUCCCGGCCGGCCCGCUUUCCCAGGGGAGGAACUGGAGCGGCUUCCAAGGGAGUCUAAGACGUCUGUGCCUUCCGGGCCACUGGCUUUUCCUCCGAUUGGAUUUGUGAAGGGGGAGGGGAGGUGUGCCUGUGCCGAGCCUGGAGCGAGGACACCUGGGCCCCCCUCGCCUCCGGAGUCUCCGCUUCCAGGCUGAUAAGAAGCGGGGCUCCCCCUCCGGCCCCCGCAGCCUGCACACUUCCUGCCGUCCCAGGCCCCUGGUCCAGGGCUGUGCGGCUGGGGAAUGGGGUCCGGCCCCUCAGGCGCUGGUGCCCACCUUGAGUCCUGGGUGGCGGCCGUCUCCCUGGGCGUCCGGGUCCAGCUGGGUUUCUGUCCCUGGAGCCAGGAUGGGGCAGGGGGGCGGAGGGUCCUGCUAACCACGACGGUCUCACCGCCUUUCGGGCUUCCCCGUGGCCGCUGUUUGGUGUUUGUUUGUUUGUUUUCACUUACUUGAGAAGCAUAGCAACAGAGAGAGAAUGGGAGAGGGAGGGAGGGAGCUUCCCUCACUGGGUCACUCCUCAGAGGCAGUCAGGGCUGGGCCUGGCUGGACCCAGGAGCUCGGAACUCCAUCUGGGGCUCCCACGGGGGACCCCGGCCACGCCUGCCGCCUCCCGGGGCCUUGGCAGAGCGCUGGGUCAGUCAUGGAGCCGGACGGGGACCAGUGGGGCCGUGGGCUGGGAUGCAGGUGUCCCGAGGGGCUGCCUGCCCAGCGGCACCACACCCCCCCUUGGCUGGGUCUCAGCCUUGACACGUGAGACGGUGCUGCUGUCCCCGGAGCUGGCUUUGUGCGGUUCUGCACCCGGUUCCCGCGGCCGCUGGCUGGUCCCUUUCUUGGCACUGAUGGGUGGAGCUGCUGGCUGUUGGGGUGCAGGGCCCGGGGCCGUGUGUCCCCAGUGAGAGGCUGUGCCCAGCUCCUCCCGGGGGACUGUGCUCCCUCUGUGCCCUGUCACACGCUGCUUCUAACAGGCCACCGGGCAGGGUCUCACGCCAUCCGCCUGUCCCCCUUUCCCCACCCCGAGGCGCCGCCUCCUUUAAGCUUCCGCUGAGCCCCCAGGGCCUCUGGAACACCCUCUGCCCGGCCCGGUCUCUGACCGCUGUGUCGCUUCCCUGAAGGGCACUGUCCCUUCCGUCCCUGCCGUCACACACGAUGCACACCGGCCCGGAGCCUCAAAGUCCAGUGCUGGGAUGUGGGCAGGGCCGCGCCACUCCCCGCUGCCCCCAGCCCCGCCCUGGCCCUGUGUGCCCUCUGCCCCGGGCCACCUGUGCACCUGUGGCAGAAAGCAACACCUGGAGCCAGGCGGGCCAGGUGUGGACAUGGCCCCCGGCUGGGGUGCCCGGGGACAGCAGCUGGGCUGACAUCGGGAGGGACCGGCCACCAGAAGGUUCCAUGGUGUCCUCUGGCGAGAGGGUGAGCGUGAGGGCCUGGUUGCCCGCAUGGCACCUGGGUGGGCGCCGGUGCUCUUUGCUGCUCGGGGCUGGUAUGGGAGGACCCUCGAUGCUGACUCUGACCGCGGGCCUCAGGCCGCCGACUCAGCUGGUUGCCAUGUCCUCCACAGGUGAGCCUGGGAACCAGGCUGGCUACCGGGGAGAGCUCGGGGCUCAAUCCCUCACCUCCAGCCCGCAGUGAGGAGCCGGCUGCUGACCCUGGCCGUGCAUCCAGGACCCCGUGGUCGCCUCUGAAGCGACCGCGUUCUUGGGGCUCAGGCCGAGGGUCGGCAGGAGCAGCACCCUGGACGCAGGUCCUGGCAGGCCACGGCAGGCCACAGCAGGCCACGGGCUCUGGCCAGGUCCCUGCAGUCCCCGUCUCCUCGACAGGCAGAGGCGGCGCCUCCUUGCCCAGGAAUCCCCUCCGGGCCCCAGCGCUCUGUGCUUGCAGGGUGAAGGGCCCCGUGGGGUGACCCGGCUGUGGCUCGGGCUCUGGUCCUCGGGUGGCCGGGCAGCCCUGGUCACGCCUGCCCAAGGGCUGUGGCCUCUGUGAUUGUGUCAGCGCAGGUGCCCAGGGCGAUGGCGCCGCAUCGCACGGCGGCCUGGGCUUCUACAGACACAGAAAAUGCCAGCUUUGUGCUGCGCGGGGCAGCCAGCGGCCGCUCACACCGGGUGUCCCGGGGCGCGGGGUGGGGGCCGUCCCGCCCGGCUCUGAGCCGCUUUUGUUUCUCUGGGGCUGCAGCCCCGCCUCCCCCUGACGUUAGAAGGGCUGGGCCUCCCCUGGGGUCUGGGGUCUCCGAGUCCCAGGGGCCAGGACUGAGGAGGGAGGCCAGCGCCGAGGUGACGUCCGCUUCCGGCCCAGGCCUCCCUGGGUGCCCACAGCAGGCUCGGCUCUCACUCAGCAUCAUGGCUGACAGCAAGGCCAAGGCAGCCAAAGCCGCCAACAAGACACCCCCCAAGUCCCCAGGGGACCCCACAAAGGACAAGGCAGCCAAGAGGCUGUCUCUGGAGUCUGACGGUGGCCCUGAGGGGGCGGCUGCCGCAGCCCCAGAGCUCAGCGCCCUGGAGGAAGCCUUCCGCCGGUUUGCGGUCCAUGGGGACACCAGGGCCACCGGGAAGGAGAUGCACGGCAAGAACUGGUCCAAGCUGUGCCGGGACUGCCAGGUGAUUGACGGGAAGAACGUGACGGUCACCGACGUGGACAUCGUCUUCAGCAAGAUCAAGGGGAAGGCCUGCAGGACCAUCACCUUCGAGCAGUUCCAGGAGGCGCUGGAGGAGCUCGCCCGCAAGCGCUUCAAGGACAAGAGCGCCGAGGAGGCCGUGCGCGAGGUGCACCGGCUGGUGGAGGGCCGCGCGCCCAUCAUCUCGGGGGUCACGAAAGCUGUGUCAUCGCCCACAGUGUCCCGGCUCACCGACACCACCAAGUUCACUGGCUCCCACAAGGAACGCUUCGACCAGUCGGGCAAGGGCAAAGGCAAGGCUGGCCGUGUGGACCUGGUGGAUGAGUCAGGCUACGUGCCCGGCUACAAGCACGCGGGCACCUAUGACCAGAAGGUGCAGGGGGGCAAGUAGUGCUCCGCGCCAGUGCCCGCAGCUCCGCAGGUGUCCUGGGAGCAGGACCGCGUCUCGUCACCCUUCAUUACAUUCCUGCGCUCGUCUGGGCACAGGGGCGCCUGGGGUGUAGCCCAGCACCCCAUCUCACACCCUAGGCUCAGGCCCUCACUCACCAACCCUGCCUCCCUCGCCUCCCUCGCCCUGAGCUGGGAGCAGACAGCUGCUGCUCCUGGUGCCAGCACCCUGGCCACUUGGUCUGCAGGUAACGGCAGCGUUUCAAAGAGCCGGCGGGCGUGGGGACAAGAACGACACCCUACCAGAGGCCACACUGACCUCACUGCAGCGACCUUUCGGGAGCUGACGGGCUACAGCACAAGGGCAUCAACCAUGGACAAGAUGUGGGCGGCGUCUGUGAGCCCGGGACACCGAGGGCUCCUCGUGCUCUCCAGGGCAGGGGCCACAUGGCAGCUGUGCUGGUCGGCGGGGCACACACGUACACACGUGUUCACACGUGUGCACGUGCAUGCCUAUAGACCAGGUCUGCGCUGGGAGCAGCCACGGCACUCGCAGCUCCUGGAAAGUGAGACGAGGCGGCAGCCAGUGCAGCCCAGCGGCCGCCCACAGCGUGGAGCCCGUCCCUGCCUCGGGGUCUCUCUCUGAAGCCCCCUUGUGAGCAGCAGCUGCCUCUAUCCUCUCUGGGAUGUGUGCAGUGCAGGGCUCCGCACACGAGGAGGGCCCCGGGGCGGGCAGCACGGGCCACCCUGUCCCAGUGCCCCCACAGCAACUGUCCCUUUGCACGAACACGGCCUCAGCCUCACGUGUGCCCUGCUGGAGCUUGGGGAGGCCUCCCACGAGCCACGUGGCCACUGCUGACUGUCCAGGGCAGAUGGCCAUUCAGGGCAGGGCCCCGGGUUCCUGCACACGUGCCUGGCCCAUAGCACAAGUCAACAGCGGAGCUACCCCCCUCACUGCCAUAGUCCCCUUGACGGAGAGUGUGCCUGCGUGUGGCCACAGAGCCCUGGAAGGCUGAGCACAGCAGUCCUCUCUGGACAGGCGCAGUGGGCUGCUGGGCCCGGCAGGCGGCUCCCUGCUGAGGUGCGGCAUCCCGGGCCUCCGGCUCCUCUUAGAGGCGAUGCCUGGCUGCUCCCUGCCCUCCUGCCCUCCCUGAGACCUGCAGGUGGUCUGCGAGUACCCUGGGUGAACAGUGUUAAUCAUUCAGCCACGGCCUGAGGGAGCAAAAGGCCUUGUGCAGUGGCCACUGAAUGUGGCUGCUCCCCCACCCUCGUCCACUGCCCUGCCCAGCAUCCUGGUCCCAAGGCCGCUCUUCUCCUUCGCUUUUACUCCCGGGCAGUCUGCCCCCCAUCACAUCAAACAGUGGCACUGGAGGGUCCCCACCAUGCAGCAGGAAGGGGUGCUCCCAGGGCCAGCUCCCUGGGGCAUGUGAGGAUGCUGGGUCCCAGCCGAGGAGCCCCCGCAGGGCACCCCACAGCUGGCUGGAGCAGGCUGAGCGGCAGGGCCGCCCACGUCAGGCCCUGAUGGCAGCCUGAGCGCACCCCGAUGGCUGUGGGUUCUGUGAGGGGAGCAGAGUGCUCCGUCAGCCCCCCUAGGCGUCCCCACCCCACACGCAGGCCACUCAGACACACAUGGGCCAGGACAGGAUGCGCCCCAGCCAGGCCCCCAACUCUGACUCCCAGACUCCCGUCAGUGUGCACUGUGCAGUCACCUGCCGCCUUGGUGUGUCAGUGUUACAAAUGCACGAAUGUGUGUGUGUGCGUGUGUGUGCGUGCGUGCAAUGCCAAACAGCUCUACAAACCCUGGCCAAAACAGAAUUACAUGCAGCCCAGGAGACCGGGGCAGGUCUGUCAGGAGGGGACAGCCCUGUUCUCCAGGAGCCAUGGUGCGGCAGGCGCUCCGGCACCCGGCGGUGAGGCAGGAGUCGCUGAGCGCGCGUUCUCCCAGAGCGCCUAUUUAUUUCUAUUUAUGGCACAGCGGGCAGUGUCGGCUGGGACAGCCACGUCUCAGCCCACAGCCAGGGCCUCACUUACACUGGAGCACUCUACCUUUUCUGUGUCCCGCUCUGAAGAGUUCCUCACAGCAAACGUGGGCGCAUGGUACCCGCAGCCACCCCGUCUCCUCCCCACAUGCCUGUGUGCCCCACCCCCGGGCCCAGGGGCUGCCAGCUCAGGGCACGCCGUGGGCUCUCCAGCUGCCUGGUUUUGAAUUACUGGCACGCGGCCACAGUGUUUAGCUGCAUUUGCACAACUGGAGUAGAGAGGGGUAACAGAAGUCACGGCCCCUGGCCCCCGCACCCAGAAAGCCUGCUGCCUAAGUUCAUUUUCUGCCGCACCCCAUGCCAUGGGGGGUUCCCGGUCACCUGCUGACGACAGCUCAGAGCUACAGUGUCCUCCCAGCACUCAUGACCAACUCCUGGACCCUGGUGGGGCAGGCUGGGAAUACGACAGGCACUUAGCAAUGCUUAAGUUAACUCCUCCUUCAGCCCUCUUAAAGACUAAACCACGGCAAGUGACAAAGACCCCUGCGCAACAGAACCUGAAAGGGAGUUGAAAGUGAGCGUAUGCUACUGCUAGUCUGCACUAAGUUCUUUCUGAGAAAGGGAAGCAGAGUUUUAUACAUAUAUCAGCACUCUAUUUUUGCACGGGUUUGUCAGCGCUGGGGAGCGCUGCGCACAGCACUGCAGCAGUGCGCUGGGCAGUGUGCGUGACAGGCACACCGCCACCAGGAGCGACUGGUGCAAGGCGUCGUGCCGCCUCUGGACGAGGGCCAGGGUCUCGCUUGCAGCCCUUCAUGAAACAGCUCGUGUCUGCGCACACCGCUCGUGUCUGCUGUUGGUGUACUGUGUGUCAACGUGGUAAAGUGGUGAAUUAAAGGUGUUACAGCCUG
Oryctolagus cuniculus (rabbit) is the source of this 6461-nucleotide messenger RNA. It is a transcript of the gene TPPP, whose product is annotated as tubulin polymerization promoting protein. Gene Ontology annotation, cellular component: microtubule. The record is from RefSeq and is a predicted model, not a curated record. Gene Ontology annotation, molecular function: tubulin binding. Lineage: Eukaryota; Metazoa; Chordata; Mammalia; Lagomorpha; Leporidae. Gene Ontology annotation, biological process: microtubule bundle formation; microtubule polymerization; positive regulation of protein polymerization.